Molecule: messenger RNA, 996 nt
Organism: Prorocentrum cordatum
Lineage: Eukaryota; Dinophyceae; Prorocentrales; Prorocentraceae
Source: the annotation of a GenBank genome assembly
AUGGUUUUGACGCUGGGCCUUUUUUGCUUUGUCCGGCCGAGGGACGACGACGCCGUGCUGGUCCUCAAGCGCCAGGGCCGCGUGCUGCUGCUCAAGACCGAGCGGCCAGACUUCUUCUCUGGCGACUUACCCCGGGUUCUCCUGCGGAUUUUUCAAUACAUGCUUAUACUAUUGGUAAUGAUGUCAAUGCCCGUGUUGAUAGGGGCACUCGUGACAGCAGGCCCAACGGUGGAUGAUGGCGACGUGGAGGUAGUGAGGAUCGUGAAGAGCAUCCAGCAAAACAUGGACAAGCACCUGAUGGCGAUGCUGCGGGAGAAGUCCGCAGAGGUGGUGACUGUGUACGUGUUGUCGAUCUUGUUGCUUCUGUUCUUCAUGUGGUCCACCUGCCCGCACGACUACGGCACCCAGUACCUCCAGAGUCACGCGGCCAAGUCUAUAGUUGCGGGCCAGUUCGGCUUCACGGGCGUCAGCUUCCGCCGCAGGGCCUAUCUGCGGCUAUAUUUUGGCCGCUUCCCAGACCAGGCGGUGGCAGAUCGCUCCACAGGGCUCACUGGUGGCCGGGUGUGUGGCCCCGUGCCGCGCGAGGAGCUCGUGAAGGCCGGGGAUCAGCUGGGGCGCCGGCGCCAAGGCGUCGGCGGGUCCCGGCAGACCAGCCAAGGCGGCAUCCUCGCCUUCACAGCCAUGGUGUCCGUCGUUACGGUGAUGUUCGACGUUUCAUGCUCAUGCAAUUUUUUCUUCAUCUCACGUGGCUGGAUCGCUACAAGGGCGUGGAGCACCUGGCCAAGAUCGAGCAGUUCUGCAUGCACACGGCGGAAGAGAGCGGCUGCACCGGGGAGGCGUGCACCGAAUGGGCGCUGGACAAAGGCUACUCGCCUCGAUUCUGCGUCGGCGUGCUUUGGUACACCGACUCCGCGGGCUCCCAGAUCGAGACGGACGAGGCGCGGGCAAAGUGCCUGGAGCAUGGCCUGCAGCCUCCGUGCUGCGGCGGCUGCGUGA